Molecule: messenger RNA, 4944 nt
Organism: Monosiga brevicollis MX1
Lineage: Eukaryota; Choanoflagellata; Craspedida; Salpingoecidae
Exons: 1
Coding region: 1-4944 (1647 amino acids)
Biological process (GO): signal transduction
Source: RefSeq, a predicted model, not a curated record
AUGACGACCUGGCGUCGACCUGAUCAGGUCGAGCUGGAUGCCACGAGCCGGUCUUUUACCCGCCUGACCCCGCAGCGAAGCAGCUUCUUGGCCCGCACCGCCUCUCGGCAGGGUUCAACAGUCGUCCCAGUGGCCCAUCAGACAUUGGUUUUGAAAACCCGCAGCACAACAUCAGCUGCCACCUCAGACGCACGCUUAUUCUCAUCGCACGCCCAGCGCAGCUUGCGUCGCAGCGCCCGUGCGUCCUUCAACGUCUCAGCCCGCGGCACCCGCGCCGUCGAGACCGACCUGUCCCGACGCAGCGCCGUGCCAUACCUCAUACGCUGGUCCCAUGAUCAUCCCAAUGUGAGCGAUGACCAGCACGCUGUUGACAAUCUCAAGAUCAACCUUGGCCAAAAGCCCUUGGGGGACAACAGCCAAACCAACUGGCUCAUGGCCCCGGAUACAGCCGGCCCAGCCCUCUUACUCCAGCUCUCCCGCCCUAUCCGCCUUGAACGAUUGGAACUCAUCAACACGGGCAACAACGAUAGCAUGACUGCUCGCGGCCUCAGGGCCCUUGCCGUUUAUACCACCUUGGCUGACCUCCCGGAAAAGUCCGGGCCCUUGGACCAAGGCGACUUUGACAGUCUGCCCUGGACUCUGGUCGGCACCAUGACCCUUCCCGAUGUGCGAGGCAGCUCCGUAUCCGAGCGCAAGGCUCUGGCCAGCGGCCAGGCGACGCCUCAACCCGUGAGUGUAUUGCUCGGGGACACGGAACAAGGGGUGGCUGCCCGCUGCAUCAAAAUUGUUGUCGAGUCUUAUUACGGCCGUGGAGCUGGUCUCUGUCACCUCGCGUUGUACCCGCCUUCCCACAAAAUGAGUAAACAUGACGCGAAGCGUGGCCAUGCCCUGGCCGACCUUCAACUGCAAUCCAUCGCCGCUUUACAGGCUCUGGACAUGUAUCUGCAGGCUCACAUUGCAGCCCUGCGUGCGAGCCCCCGCAUCAACUACGGCCAUGCCUUUCUUGCCGCCAUCCUCGGCGUUCACGAAGUUUUGGUGCAAGGACUGUACAUCCUUUUGACGCGACCAGGCCCGUUCGAUGCGCCCCCCGAUGGCCGAGCCUGGCUCGCCCUCUUCAAAGUCCAUUUAAACCAUGCUCUGCAAAUGCACGCCCAUGCUCGUACACAUGUGUCUCGAGGUGCGGGUGACGUUGGCGAUACACCCACGGCCGAGCUGCUACCCACACAGCAGCAGCCGCAUGCUGGAUCAUCAUGCGAUCCUCUGCAAGACCAGCACGCCCAAGGCAGUUCCAGCCAACCCAGGCCACAGCACAGUAGUCAGCGACGUAGCCGUCUUGAUCGGCCCAGCAGCCCAAGCCCAGAUGGGAUGGACCUGGACGACACGGCCUAUCGCCUGGUGGGCCUCUUUCGGGAAAUGCUCCUCGACUUUAUCAUGUUUGAGGCUGCCGCUGCACCACUCGAGCUUGACGGCUUGAAGAUUGGUGCGACUUCAGGGUUAACUGGCCAAGCCGCAGCCUCGCAUGCCAACGUUGACCCUGUUCUACAUGCAGGGGAAACCGAUCCGAUGGCGGACUCUGACGCGCCCCCACAGGCCACGGUUGCGCUCUGGGAGUCUCUUUUUGACGCUUCGUCUCGCGCCGCUGGAUCUCAGGCCCGUGCAGAUGGUGGGUUUGAGGCGCGUACGCCCCAGGAGGUCUUUGCUGCAGAGGAUGCCGUGUUAGCUGAGGCCGAGUGCAGCAUGCGUGCGGAUCAUGGUGUCUUUGCCUCCUCUCUCAAGCUGCUUCACCGCCACUUUGGGACGGACGUACCGGCCUUGGUUCAGGCAUGCACGCAGCGUCUUCUGACUCUGGCCAUGCCCUGCCCCCUCAAUGGUAGCCCCGAGUUUACAGUGGCCCCCACUGUUGGUGUUGCUACUGACUCGUUACAUCCGCUGCUGCGUAUUUUUAAUGAGCAGGUCGACCUCGCUCAAUUGGACCGCUUGCGGCAACGUUGUGAGACGGGCGCCACUCAGGCCAUUGAAGCCUGCCCGAACCCUAGCCUAGUAUUCCGACUGUUGCACACCUUCCUUGAACUUCUUCCUGGCGGACUCCUCUCACUUGACUUUGUGCGCUUGGUUGCUGGCACAACAAACCAAACAAGUGCAGCGAGCCUGACGCGCAUGGCCUUAAACUGGUUUCACAGCCUACCUGCACCGGCGCACAACACCCUGCGCGUACUCGUUGUCACAUUUGCUCUACUGGUGCUUGAUGCGGACGGUCGCCGCACGGCACUGGAUCAAAACCUGUGCGAGGACGUGGCUCUGGGAUCAGAACGCCCGGGUACGGCCGACUCGAGUCGUAGUCGCCCGGCAUCCACGUCCGGUUGGCGCAGCACGACGCCGUCAGAGAUUUUGACAGAAACUGAGACCGAGCUGGCCCAGGCCCCGCCAUUGGUGCAAAAUGUUCGCCGCUUGGCGCUGCUAAUCGGGCCCGCUCUCUUGCCCUACGAUUCCAUAGGCACCGAAAGUGGGGCAUUGGCUCUGAGUGCGGCGGCGGUGCAGAUCUUAGAGACUCUGUUAGUGGUGGCGGUGGAUAACCUACAACAAAUCUUUGCAGACAUCACCGCAUUACGCAGCGCGCUCCAAGUCGUGCGAUUAGCCGCCGACGAGGAACAAAGCCGCCCUAAUACCAAGUCCCAGCAGGCUUCAUCCGAGACGCCAAUAGCCGAACAUCCUCGCUGUGCACGCAUCCUCUGCUACCUUUUGGCAGACCCGGAUACGCCACAUCCAGGAACCACAGACUCGCCCGAGGCUCUGCGGCGCUUGCUCAACGCAGCCCUGCAUGCGGGGCUGCGCUCACCCACGGAAGCCUUUACGCUUCUCACAGAACGGCUGCAGACAGCCCUGGUGCGCCUCACGUCCUCGGCCGUGUGGCGUCUUGAUGUGUAUCGCCCAUCGUGCCUGGCGGCUGACCUGCGGGCCUUGAUGCCCGAACCGAUGAGCGGAAGUUUUCGCCUAUAUACUCUGGCAUCUGCUGGCAUGAUGACGCAGUUGGUCACACGUGGAACCCUGACAGCUUUGAGCGGGGAGCGCAGACGAAAGAGCGGGAGUGGCCAACGCAAGUCAGCUCUUCGCCGUCGAAGCUCACAGGCCAGUCUUGAAGGCGUUACUGCGCCCUCGGUUGUGGCCAUGGAAAGCGACCCAAGUGGUGGCGUGGAAGCACCUGGGUCACGGGCAGCUACGCCGGACACCAGUGGGACGAUUGAGGGUGAGCUACGCUCCUCGAUGAAGCGACACGGUUCAAACAGUGGGCUACAAAGACAAGGCUCUGGCAGCCGCUUGGGUCGCCUGGCGCGCUCUCUACGCCGGCGCGGUAGUAGCGGGCGUGCAGAUGCACGGUCCGUGGAAGAGGUUGAUGAAGAUGAGGAGGCACUUCGUGCGAUGGAAGAAGAGUGGGCGGUCCUCAUCGGCAAUUGCUGGGUUCGCGACUUGCCCGCCCUACACUGCACCCAACUGAUGCUGUCGUCCGUAUCGCGCUUAUUUCGGACGACCCUGGCAUCUCUGCGAACCGGCACCGCUGGAGCGCCGCCGUCCUGUACAACUCGGGACGCUGCCAACGCACAGGCACGACUGGCGACGUUAGAAGCAAGUUUGCGGUCGCCCUUUGCUCACUAUAGCAACCGAGCAUUGCAGGUUGACUCCUACCUCCAAAAGCUCACCAUGUCUGCUGCCACACUACGUCGGACACCCGAGGUUGAUCCGGUGGCCACGGCCCGCCAUGCUCGUCGCGCCAUUGCUUCAGCCAUUGACCCAUACUCAAAGCAGCGUCUGGAGCCAUUUGAGCAGCGCCUCAGGAGCCUACACCGCAUUUAUGGUCCUGCGACGGAAACAUCAACUUUUUUGCACGCUCUGCGUCGUGCCGAGGCGCGUCUGUCAAUGGUCCGCCAUGACGGAUCACGCACCCAGGAUCUGAGCCGCUUCCAAGUGCGAGAGGGCACCAUGCAGCGCCGCCGCCAGCGUCCAAUGGGAGCUUCGUCUGAGGUGCGACUGGAGCAAGCCCAGCGCGAGGCGACAGUCGGAGAGGGCACGCCCACAGUGACGUCGUCCAGUGCUCAGAUCCGGGCACGCCGCCGUGGCAGUUAUCGCACUGCGGUAGUAGACACGGCCGGUGCCUUGUCCACCGGGGAUGAUGACCUUGUGCACGCUUCACAGGCAACGGGUACCAUGCUACAAGAGCGUGCCAAAGCGGUCAAACGCUCAAUGAAGCGGCAGCAGCGGGUUAACAAUUCCAAGGACCUGCUUUUGCAUGGAGCAAUGCAGAGCCCGGAGCCACAUACGAAUUUGAGUGUUUGCUCUGAAGGCAGUCUUGGGCCGGAGCUGCUGACUUCGGGGCCCCUGACGGCUCACGGCUGGUCCUGCAACGAUUCGACAAGUCAAUCUUCUGGAGAAGCGGCUAUCGACUCGAGGGAUCUUGAUUUUCCCUUUUGCGAGCCAACGCCUGAUGAUUACGAGUGGGAUGACAUCAGUGCAGCCUUGGACGAGAUUUUGCCGGAAAUUUUGAGGCUCGACCGACCUGCCAACGGCUGGGGCUCAUUGCUAGAGGAUCUUGACGACACAAGUCCAAUCCCGAACGUGUUAUGGGAAGAUGGUGCAAGAGAGGCGACGGACUCAGAGGAGUGUGAAGGUGCCCCACCGUUGCUUGGAUCGGCAUCUUGGCAAGAGGCUCGACUCCAGCCAGCAUCCAUGAGACCGCUUCGUGAGCAGACCAAGGCAGAGGAAGACAUUCAAGAGUGGAGCUUUGACGACCUGCAGCCCUCGGCAAGAGUACCUACAACUGACGCAUCAGAAGCGGUUUCGACAAGCGUGUCAGCCGUGCAGGCGCACCAGGAUGCAGCAGCCUGUAGCCACCCGCCCCGGCCACCCAAGAGCCCGGCCGUGCUAGCAGGACUGCAGGUGCCCAACCUGUGA